Cynocephalus volans (Philippine flying lemur) is the source of this 570-nucleotide messenger RNA. RefSeq names its product ribonuclease A family member 9 (inactive) (gene RNASE9). NCBI's taxonomy places the organism in Eukaryota, Metazoa, Chordata, Mammalia, Dermoptera, Cynocephalidae. Gene Ontology annotation, biological process: defense response to Gram-positive bacterium. Bases 1 to 570 code for a protein of 189 amino acids. The record is from RefSeq and is a predicted model, not a curated record. The transcript has a single exon. Gene Ontology annotation, molecular function: nucleic acid binding.
AUGAGGGCGCUGAUCACCACCCAUGCGCGGCCUCUGCUGCUCCUGCUGCUGCAGCUGCUGCAGCCACUGCAGUUUCUGUGGAUAAAUGACAUGUCGGGUAUACCAGAGGAUGAAAGAGAAGAAUAUGCAGAAUAUUUAGAGAUACUUUAUGGUACAAGACCUACCAGACCACCUAGCAUAGAAAAAUUCAAAAGGAUUAACAUUGUUGAUCCUUUAGGAAGACCAUUCUAUGAUGACGACUACUGCACUGACGAAAUGAGGGCAAAUAUUAUUCACAGCAAGUUCCGUUGUCUGCAGGAACAUUACUUUCUCACUAUGCAGUAUGAAGAGUUGAAAAAUAUCUGUCUCAACAAAUUUGUGCCAUGUAAGAAUGGAAUUAAGAAAUGUAAAAUGAGCACGACUUUAGAAGGAGGACUGUACUGCAAGUUAAUAGAAGGGACCCGAAUGCCAGAGUGUAUAUACGAACCAGAAUAUAGGAGCGGAUAUGUCCUUAUCACUUGUCGGUGGCAUAAUGAAACCCAAGAAUUUAUUCCUGAGAGUGUAAAUGAUAUCGUGACACCACCGGAAUAG